This is a messenger RNA of Labrus bergylta (ballan wrasse), 2613 nucleotides long. It is a transcript of the gene slc25a51b, whose product is annotated as solute carrier family 25 member 51b. Gene Ontology annotation, cellular component: mitochondrion. Lineage: Eukaryota; Metazoa; Chordata; Actinopteri; Labriformes; Labridae. The record is from RefSeq and is a predicted model, not a curated record. Gene Ontology annotation, biological process: mitochondrial NAD transmembrane transport. Gene Ontology annotation, molecular function: NAD transmembrane transporter activity.
CGAUACUGCGCAUGCGCUGAAGACGCCCUGUGGCUUGCUGCUGUCACCUGCUGCUGGGGGCUUCAGACCAGACACGACCUACAGUUGUGUCCCAAUUACUCUGCGAAAUACUUGCACUCUUCCCGUGCAGGGACAAUACAUCCACUGGUUUACUAUUACUAAGCAGGUUGCCUUGCUGAUGCAAUGCUAAAAGAAUAGAAAGCUGAGCCUCCCAUGGCUGUAAGCACCAUGGACUCUGAGUCACCCCGGACCCCUCAGCCUCAGGCUGCCCUGACCAAAGGAGGGCGCUCCCUGCUACCUGUUGGUGCCCUGAGUGCUAAGCUGGGCCCUCAAGGGAAGCAUUAUGUCUGCGGUUCUGUCGCAGCUUUUACUAACAUCAUGGUGACUUUCCCCAUCCAGAAGCUGCUGUUCCGCCAGCAGCUCCAUGGUGUUCUGGCCACAGAGGCGGUACGACAGCUUCAGAGGGAUGGGCUGAGAAAUCUUUACCGGGGCCUGCUGCCCCCACUGCUCCAGAAAAGCACUACGGUGGCCAUCAUGUUUGGGCUGUACCAGGACUUCUCCAGAGUCUUACUGGAACAGGCACGUGGUAGUGGUUUGCCAGAGCUGGUCACACGAAGCUUUGCUGCAGCAUUAGCAGGAACUGCAGAGGCCAUCUUGACACCGUUUGAGCGCGUGCAGACUCUCCUUCAAGACCAUCGGCACCAUGACCGCUUCAACAACACAGCUCACACCUUCCGAACACUUCUGACACAGCAUGGUGUCAGUGAAUGCUACCGUGGCCUCGUGCCCAUACUCCUCCGUAAUGGCCCGAGCAAUGUGCUCUUUUUCGGGCUGCGUGGACCCAUUAAGGAGCAGCUCCCAGAGGCCUCUAGCUGGGCUGGCCACAUGGUUAAUGAUUUUGUGUGUGGAGGGUUGUUAGGGGCAGCCCUUGGCAUUAUGUUCUAUCCAUUAAACGUGGUAAAGUCCCGAGCUCAGUCUCAGGUCGGUGGAGCUUUCCAGCCUUGCAGACAGGUGCUGCUUACAGUGUGGAGAGAGAGGGGCUGCAGUGUGGCCAGGCUCUUUAGAGGGGCCCAUCUCAACUACCACCGUUCACUGCUGUCCUGGGGUAUCAUCAACGCCACCUACGAGCUGCUGCUCAAGCUAAUAUGAGGGGAGGGAGAUGAAGAUGAGAAAAUAGAGAUCUAAAGAACAAGAGAAAGUAUUUAAAGGGAAAAAUAUGUUUAGAAUCAGUCUGUUGUGAAGGAAGGAAAUCGAAAGUGAAGCCAAUGCACUUGCUCUUUGCUGUGAGUCUGGAGUUUCUGAGAGAGAAAGAGAGAGAUGUGGAGCUGAACUUCUGACAGGGGCCAAUACUCAGUUUGAGUUCAAACAACCUGCCACAUGCUGUAACUAUUUCCUGUUGUCAAAGUAUUAAAAACCCAUACACAUGCUUAAGCCUACAUAUAAACCUGUGCCAGGGUCCAACUGAAUGCCCUUGUUUGCUCUGUACAAAAAUUCAAGGGGAGCAAACUGAAUUUCAGUGAUCCCCCCCCACCUCCACUAUUUCAAUCAAAGGUUACUUGAGUGUAUUCUGUUUUGUAGGAGACUCUGUUUCUUUAUAUGUGCUGUGUGCUGUGGUGUUCUGUCUAUCUGUUUGACCAAGAGCACUUUCUGUCAGAGGUUGUGAUCUGCUACAUAACUGAAAGACUUUUGUACUUUUUGUCAAUUUAAAUGCCCCAAGUCACUGUCAAAUCAAGUGUUGGCAUCAUUUUUCUUUUUUUCCCCUUUAUCUUAAUCAGCUAAUAAAUGUGAGAUGACAAGAUUUAUACUCAUAAUAACUGAAAUGCUUAUGAGUGUUCUUUGAAAAAAACCUUCUAGCAAACACAGACAGGCUAUUUUAAACAGCAUAAAUAUAUUUUUGUUUAUAAUUUAUUGGAAAGGAGAGAAAUUAUUUUAAAUUUCUAAAUUCUAAAUUGCACCUUUUUCUUUUUCAUUUUCAGCUUUUAUGUAGUUAUUUACUCUCAACUUUAUUUUAUUAAUGAUUUUUUUUUUUUUUUUUUUCAAAACAAAAUUUAAAAUCUCAUGUUUAAUCCAUCUAUCUGUCCUCCUCUGCUCAUUCUUUGACACUGUUACUUAUCUCACGCUUGCUCUCCUCUCUGUCUGUAACAUCUGUUGACAUAAUGGGCUCAGAUUUCAAGCUUGAGUAGAGGCAGUCACUACGCAGCCGCUCUGGCUGGGAUACGACAGCCCGAAGAGGAAAGGCAUGCUGCUCGGACACUGAGAGAGAGAAUGAACAGUAAUGGUGCUGAAAGAAGACAGGCGCAAAGGGUAAUGUUCACUGGCACAAAAAGCUCAAGCUGCCAUGUAAAUGGAUCACUUGGCCUAUUUCUUCAGCUCUUUUUUAUUAUGACUGUCCACAGUCGCGUUUCAUGAACUUUUUUUUUUCAGGAUCUUGUGAAAGACUUUGUUGUGACUCAGGCUUUGAAAGUAGGACACCCUUGCAGAAAUGUAAUGUUGCUGUCUAUGUAAAACACUUAUCUCAGAAGCACAAAUCACCAAAACUCCAUUAAAAACGGUUUGUGAAAGUUGCAACCACAUGAAAUGUUGAAGUCAACCCAUUAAAAGUGUGGACAGAUA